Molecule: messenger RNA, 2242 nt
Organism: Fulmarus glacialis (Northern fulmar)
Lineage: Eukaryota; Metazoa; Chordata; Aves; Procellariiformes; Procellariidae
Product: A disintegrin and metalloproteinase with thrombospondin motifs 3-like
Biological process (GO): extracellular matrix organization
Cellular component (GO): extracellular matrix
Molecular function (GO): metalloendopeptidase activity
Source: RefSeq, a predicted model, not a curated record
CUCUUAUGACUGUCUUCUUGACGACCCUUUCGAACAUGAUUGGCCCAAGCUUCCUGAACUGCCAGGCAUCAAUUACUCCAUGGACGAGCAGUGCCGCUUUGAUUUUGGCGUUGGCUAUAAAAUGUGCACAGCGUUCCGAACCUUUGACCCGUGCAAGCAGUUGUGGUGUAGCCAUCCAGAUAACCCAUAUUUCUGUAAGACUAAGAAAGGACCUCCACUCGACGGGACAGAAUGCGCCCCUGGAAAAUGGUGCUAUAAAGGUCACUGCAUGUGGAAGAACGCUAACCAGCUGAAGCAGGAUGGCAACUGGGGACCCUGGACAAAAUUUGGCUCCUGCUCACGAACCUGUGGAACUGGAGUUCGCUUUCGAACACGCCAGUGCAACAAUCCAAUGCCCAUUAAUGGAGGUGAAGAUUGUGCUGGUGUCAAUUUUGAGUUUCAACUUUGCAAUACAGAGGAGUGUCCGAAGCACUUUGAGGACUUCAGAGCGCAGCAAUGUCAGCAACGCAAUUCCCACUUUGAGUAUCAGAACAGCAAGCACCACUGGCUGCCGUAUGAGCACCCUGACUCUAAUAAGAGAUGUCACCUGUACUGCCAGUCUAAAGAAACCGGAGAUGUUGCCUAUAUGAAGCAGCUGGCACACGAUGGGACUCGCUGUUCCUAUAAAGACCCCUACAGCAUUUGUGUUCGUGGAGAAUGCGUGAAAGUGGGCUGUGACAAGGAAAUUGGCUCCAAUAAGGUUGAAGAUAAGUGUGGCGUCUGUGGCGGGGAUAACUCUCACUGCCGAACUGUGAAGGGAACCUUCACCCGCACUCCCAAAAAGCUUGGGUACCUUAAGAUGUUUGAUAUCCCUCCUGGUGCUCGACAUGUGUUUAUCCAAGAAGACGAGGCUUCUCCUCACUUUCUUGCAAUUAAGAACCAGGCUACAGGACACUAUAUUCUGAAUGGGAAAGGGGAGGAGGCCAGAUCCCGAUCUUUCAUCGACCUGGGCGUGGAGUGGGAGUACAACAUAGAAGACGACAUAGAAACUCUCCACACUGACGGGCCCUUGCACGAUGCGGUGGUUGUGCUGAUUAUUCCUCGGGAGAAUGACACAAGAUCUAGCCUGACUUACAAAUACAUCAUUCACGAGGAUUCGGUACCAACUAUCAACAGCAACAACGUCCUACAGGAAGAAAUAGAUACUUUCGAGUGGGCGUUAAAGAGUUGGUCGCAGUGCUCCAAACCCUGCGGUGGAGGGUUCCAGUACACCAAAUACGGGUGCCGCAGGAAAAGCGAUAACAAAAUGGUUCAUCGCAGCUUCUGUGAAGCCAGCAAAAAGCCAAAGCCCAUUCGUAGAAUGUGCAAUCUUCAGGAAUGCACCCAGCCGCUCUGGGCAGCAGAUGAGUGGGAAUACUGCACAAAAACCUGCGGGAAUUCAGGCUACCAGAUCCGUACCGUGCGUUGCAUUCAGCCCCUUCACGACGGUGCAAACCGCUCCGUCCAUUUCAAGUACUGCGGUGGAGAUCGCCCCGAGAGCCGCCGGCCGUGCAACCGAGUGCCGUGCCCCGCGCAGUGGAAAGCUGGGCCCUGGUCUGAGUGUUCUGUGACCUGCGGGAAGGGAACCGAGACCCGGCAGAUCACGUGCCGUGCCGGUGACCAGUGCGAUGGAGAAAAGCCAGAAUCAGUGAGGGUUUGUAAACUCGCUCCCUGUAAUGAUGAGCCGUGUACGGGAGACAAAUCUAUCUUCUGUCAAAUGGAAGUGCUUGCACGUUACUGUUCCAUCCCUGGCUACAACAAGCUGUGCUGCGAGUCCUGCAGCAAGCGCAGCAGCACCCUCCCACCCCCCUUCCUUACCCAAGCUGCUGAAACUGAAGAGGAGGUGAUGUUUGAUCAGAGCGAUCUGCCUCGAGCUUUGAUGAUGCCGACGCCUGCGGUGCCCCGCUACGCGCAGUUCCUGCCUGGGAGAAGUUCUCUGGGCAGGCCUGCUUUCGCAGAAGAGGACGCAGAUACGCACGUCUCCCCGUCCAACGCCAAGCCCAAAGGUGCUGAAUUUCCGCAGCGGAGAGCUCCUCAGGCAAGGAAGACUUCUAGGCUGUUUGCUUUGCUGCACCAGUCGCCUGCCAACAGCAGCAGUCUCAGUCCUCAGGCCCCUGCCAGUAACACCACAGCGGGCGCUCCUUCUCCAUCGAGAACCUCAAGGAAGAGCGAGAAGGACGUUGAGCAGAGAUGGCCUUCGAGGUCCUCCGCUGUGGAAAGAUGA